This is a messenger RNA of Gilbertella persicaria, 2920 nucleotides long. RefSeq lists its product as uncharacterized. Lineage: Eukaryota; Fungi; Mucoromycota; Mucoromycetes; Mucorales; Choanephoraceae. The transcript is spliced from 7 exons. Gene Ontology annotation, molecular function: protein binding. The coding region runs from base 43 to 2856 and encodes 937 amino acids. The record is from RefSeq and is a predicted model, not a curated record.
AUUGUUACCUAAAAAAAAGCAGGAGUCUCGACUUUUACAAAAAUGUUAAAGUAUUUAAUUGAUCUCCCUUUUCUCUUUCUUUUUUUCUUCUUUCUCUCUUUUUUUUUAAAAAAAAAAAACUUAAAAGAAGAUAUGAAAACCAAGUUGAUAUUGUCAACUUUAUUACUAAGUUGGCUAUCAUUUACUGAAGCAUAUUUCUAUGUGCCAAAUUACAUGUCAACGCUGCCUUUUAGUGGUGGUAUGGCAUCCGCACAAAGAAAUAUGUCCCUUGUUAUGUUUGGCGGUGAAAAUGCAACAACGACAUAUACCAACAACCUCUAUCAACUAACUCAAACACAAGACUCAUUCGAUUGGCAAGUAAUGACUCAAAAUAACCCUCCACCUGGCACAAUAUACGGUCAAGCAGUCGUCUCAAAGGACUUGAAUUCCAUGUAUCUCCUGGGUGGCGUGUCAAAUGCAACAGCCAACCAACAAGUGCCCUUCCAAUACUACCAGUUUUCCUUUUCAAACAGUUCUUGGACUGCUGGACCAACAAACUCGAUCACAAACACAACCAACAUGCCCUUGAACAGAAAACUGUUUAGUGCAACCUAUGAUGGCUCCAACAAAAUCUAUAUUUACGGUGGGGCUUUGAAUGAAUCUGCCAUCUUUUAUGAUUUCUUCUCAUUUGAUAUCACUACAAAUCAGUUUACUUCAUUAACAGCACCCAAUAUUCCUCGCUACGCUCAUACGGGCUCUUAUCUCAGUAACGGCAAGAUCGUUUUCAUUGGUGGUGUAGCCCAAAUAAGCCAAAAUGGAACUACAACUAACACACUAGUUCCUAUUACUACUAUCUAUGUCUAUGACACUACAACAAAUCAAUGGGAAGUCAAGACUGCUACUGCUUCUGCAGGCGUUUUGCCUUCUACAAGAAGUGUACACAAUGCGGUUGUUACUUCCGAUAAUAAGAUUAUUGUGUUUGGAGGUGACAAUGGUGAACAACAAAGAAACAAAGCUUAUUUGAAUUCAAUCGGUAUUUUGGAUACAAAUACAUGGACAUGGAGCGUACCUACUGUCGGUGGUAUUCCCCCUUCCAGACGUUCUUAUGCUUCUGCUGCUCUCUUUGGAAGCAAUCUAGUGGUUGCUUUUGGCGAGGGUUACAACAUUUAUUACAACGAUAUUAACGUUCUUAACCUUGAAGCUUCCUCCUGGAUUCAAAGUUUUAAGCCCACUUCUACUUCUACUUCUUCUGGCUUGUCCGGUGGCAUAAUUGCUGGUGUAACCAUUGCUUGUGUUGCUCUUGUUGUCAUCAUCUUGUUCUUGCUCUGGAGAUUCCAAAGCUAUGCGCGAUGGCUUGUCAAGCGCAUUCAUCGUGAUAUAUGGAAGCCACGUACUGGUGAACCUCUUUGGGCUGAGACAACUCGUAUUGUGUUCCAAGUCUUUUUGCUUUUCAUCUUUUCUGUAUUUCUUGCGUUCGUCAUUCGCCAGGCUAUUGACAGUCCGAAUGUUACUCAAACUAUUGAGGAAUCAGUUGCAGAGGUCCAAGUGCCAGAUGUUCGUUUUUGCUUUGAUGGCUAUCCCCUCUAUCCUGCUACUGAUGCAAGAACACCGGGUGUUUCUUGUGUUACGGACACUGGCUACUCUUGUACUCAAUUCGUACAAACGCUGAACAUGUCUGUAUUCCAACCCACCUUUUCAGAUAACUUGGGUGCUGUGAACUGUUAUUUGUUUAGAGCGCCUGAAGACUUUGUUUUGACGUCUACUUCCGGUGCUAAUAACGGUUCUCGCUUGAUGUUCACUUUCUUUGGUGAUCAAAGUGUUAAUUAUGGUCGUAUCCACACUUCCAUCUAUCCUAAAUCCAUGGAUCCUAAUGCUGUCAUCUAUGGUAUCUCUGAUUCUGUUGCCAAUGUGAUGCCUGAAAACGAAAUUCUUAACUGGCAAACAACCGAUAGAAACGAUUUGCAAGCAACCAACGUCUACUCGAUUGAACCUUUCACUUACAGCGCUCUUUCUUAUGACUUGAUUGACCAUCAAUAUUUGCAAAGUGUCGGUUGGAACUAUGUUGGUUUCUUGCCCAUUACCAAUUCAACUCCUGAAAUCGAAACCAAUUUCCGUCAAGAAGCUCCUAAUCCCAACUAUAACAAGACACAUGCUGAUCUAGGUAUGCUUGCUGUCUUCCCUGACAGUUUCGUGACGACGAUCGAACGUGAAGUCAAGAUGUACACACUUGUGAACGCACUUGGUUUUGUGGGUGGUAUUUUUGGUUUGCUGGUAGCUAUUCAAGCAUGGCUCUUUGGUUACCGUCCUCAAUCACCUUGGGGCGUUGUUCAUCGAUGGUCUGUUGGCAACAUGAAGCGUUCCUUGCUUCGUGGCCUUCAUUCCAAAUUCAAGAUCACUGAGUCGGGUGUGCCUCUUGUCCAUCCUGUUCACCAUCGUUUCAGUGUGACUGAUCUCAACAAUCUGCACUACGAAGAUUCUGAAGCACAACGUAUUAACCGUGUUGAAGAACGUAUGCAAAUGCUAGAAAUGUUAUUCAAGGCAUACUAUGUCGAUGAUGAAGUCUUUAGAUCUUUAGACGAUGCUAAUCGUGCUGGUAAACUUAACAAUCUGGACAGUGCUCGAGGUGUUCCUUUGAAUGCAAACGACAGUGCUCGAUUUGGUUCUCCUCCUAGCUUUAGUCAAGUUGCAGGUGCUCCCAAGACAGAGAAAAUGAUGGAUGACAACUACAAUGAUAAAUCUACUUCUCCUUUUGUUCACCCUUUCACCAGACAAGAUACGGAUGCUAGUUCUGCUUCUCAUAUUCCAUUGACACAGCAACAACGUCAACAUGCUCCUCCAUAUCGGCCCAACACAACCGUUCAAAUGACAGAUGAUUAGAUCUCUAUUGUAUAUUUUUCUUUAUUUAUUUUUUUUCUUUCAAUAAAACUUUAUUGUUCUCUCA